Telopea speciosissima is the source of this 390-nucleotide messenger RNA. RefSeq lists its product as uncharacterized. The record is from RefSeq and is a predicted model, not a curated record. The coding region runs from base 1 to 390 and encodes 129 amino acids. The transcript has a single exon. Lineage: Eukaryota; Viridiplantae; Streptophyta; Magnoliopsida; Proteales; Proteaceae.
AUGACCAACAACGCCACCCUCAAUUUCCUACAUAAUGACAAUAGACUAACUGGAACUAAUUACCUCGAGUGGAAGCGAAAGCUUAUACUCAUUCUGAAGGCAGAGAAGAUCCACCAUGUCAUUUCUACUAAUGGAUCUCCCUUACCUCACACCACUGAAGGUGACGACUAUGUGGCUUGGGAGACCUUCAAAGAGAAGGACACUCUGGCCAUCGCCUAUAUUCUUAACUCCAUUGAUAAGAACCUCCAGAGCUCAUGUGAUGACCUGGAAUCGGCCAAGGAUGUGAUGGAACACUUAGAGCAGACUUUUGGCAAGAAAGAUCGUCUUGCACGCCAACAAAUCUCCUCAGUGCUGUUCUCUACAAAGAUGCAUGACAGUACCACAAUCUAG